Messenger RNA from Lagopus leucura (white-tailed ptarmigan), 1983 nucleotides. It is a transcript of the gene SLC16A5, whose product is annotated as solute carrier family 16 member 5. Gene Ontology annotation, biological process: monocarboxylic acid transport; transmembrane transport. The record is from RefSeq and is a predicted model, not a curated record. The transcript is spliced from 4 exons. Lineage: Eukaryota; Metazoa; Chordata; Aves; Galliformes; Phasianidae. Gene Ontology annotation, molecular function: monocarboxylic acid transmembrane transporter activity. Bases 241 to 1704 code for a protein of 487 amino acids.
GGGGAAGGCAGUCAUUUCUCGAGCAAUCUUCCAGGAUCCUGUAGAGAGAAGGGGAGUCCUGGAAGAAAUGCAGUGCAAGAAGUCCAGAGUGUGCACUGCCAAGGGCCUGGGACACGCUGGUGCCUCUGAGCCCAGGGAAUACCCACAGCCCUUGUCUCCGUAGGUCCGUUUCCUGGACUGAGGGCUGCAUGGUAGCUGCACUCCCUUCCCCAGCAGGCUGCCUGCGAGUAGAAAGAAGCCAUGGCCCAAGGAGGAGCAGCAGCACGAGGAACUGCCAAAGUCCAGGACCGGGGAUGGGCAUGGAUGGUCCUGGUGGCCUCAGUGGUGCUGCAGGGGCUGACGCUGGGCUUCCCCUCCUGCAUCGGCAUCUUCUUCACUGACCUCCAGCAUGAGUUCCAGGCCACCAACAGUGAGACAUCGUGGUUCCCCUCCAUCAUGGUUGCUGUGCUGCACGCAGGCGGGCCUCUGUGCAGCAUCCUUGUGAAGCGCUUUGGCUGCAGGUUUGCUGUCAUGGUGGGAGGGCUGCUCAGCAGCGUGGGCAUGGUGUCCAGCUCCUUCUGCAAGUCCCUCAGCCAGCUUUACCUAACAGCUGGCCUCAUCGCUGGUCUGGGGUCAUGCUUCAGCUUCCAGGCAGGAGUGACUGCACUGGGAUCCUACUUUGUGCGGUGGCAAACGCUGGCCAAUGCCGUGGCGUCCACCGGUGUCUCUAUUGGUUUCACACUGUGGCCGCUUCUUUCUCAAUACCUGCUAGAUGAGAUGGGCUGGAGAGAUACUUUUCUUAUCUUUGGAGGAAUCCUGUUGAACUGUUGUGUUUGUGGAGCUAUUAUGAGACCAGUGAAGUUUGCACUGGGAUCACUACUGCAGUUUUCCAGUACAGGAGAGGAGCCAGGGAGAAGAGCAGAAGACGCUCAGCUGUCCAACAGAGCACCUUCUCACCUAAAGCUCCAGGAACAAACCAGAAAGAUCACAUGUUUCCAGGUGCUGCAGAACUACCUGGCUCUUGAUAUCUUCUGUCAAAACAAAAGGUACCAGAUUUACACGAUUGGAGUGACAUGGAUGAUGACGGGGUUUGCGUUACCCCAUGUCUACCUCGUACCUUAUGCCAUCCAGAAUGGGUUGGAGGAACACAGGGCAGCCCUCCUCAUCUCCAUUAUUGGAUUCAUCAACAUCUUCAUGCGCCCUCUGACAGGGCUGCUCUCAGGACAAACAAUCUUCACAGGGAGACGCAUCUACCUGUACAGCCUGGCCGUGCUCCUGUAUGGGCUGGGCAAUUUCAUUUGUGUCAUCUCAGCUGAAUUCAGCAUGCUCAUCUUCUACUGCGUCAUCUUCAGUAUAGCCAUGAGUGGCAUUGGAGCCCUCACAUUCCAGGUGCUGAUGGAUGUGGUGGAGAUGGACAGGUUCUCAAGCGCUCUAGGGCUCUUCACCAUUCUGGAGAGUAUCACUGUUCUCAUUGGACCCCCUCUGACAGGUCUCCUGGUGGAUGCAACCCAUGAUUUCCGCUAUGUCUUCUACACCUCAAGUUUCUUCCUGAUAUCAGCUUCAUUAUUCAUGGCGCUCAGCUUCUAUGCUCUGGAAAAAAAUAACAGAUUGAAAGACACCUCAAAAGUACCUCCAGAGAAGUCUGCCAUAUACAGUGAAACGCCAAAUGAAUCACAGUCUGAAAGUCAACCCACUCUAGCAGUUGUGCACGUCACAAGCAUAUGAGAAUAAAUAACAAUUAUGCUGCUGUACAAAGCCUCACGAGACCCAGCCCUGAUGGCAGAUGAGAAAACAAGUGUCUGCAUCCCACAGCCGUCACCCUUCCUCCCUGCACAUCCGUUCAGUGGGGCUGUGUUAGACUCCACGCGAGCAACGCAGACCUGAGCCCAACAGGCAGUGCCAGCCAAAGGACAGACAGAACUGUGCUGUCCUAAAGCAGGCCACAGGACAACAACAUCCAUGGCAACCAGCUCUGAGAAAUAAAAGUAAUGUUGAUUCAAUUGA